This is a messenger RNA of Talaromyces marneffei, 1248 nucleotides long. RefSeq lists its product as uncharacterized. The record is from RefSeq and is a predicted model, not a curated record. The transcript is spliced from 2 exons. Lineage: Eukaryota; Fungi; Ascomycota; Eurotiomycetes; Eurotiales; Trichocomaceae. Gene Ontology annotation, molecular function: protein binding. The coding region runs from base 1 to 1248 and encodes 415 amino acids.
AUGUGGCUGUGUAGCCGCCAAGCCGUUGUUGAGCUAGAAGCUGGGUACCGACUCGCUUGUGCUGAUUCCGCCGUGUUCUUUUCCAACGGUACCCAGGGACCGGUACCGGUACCUGAGUUACCAGAUUACUCCGAACCAUAUCAAGACGCAUCGCCACAUCCAGGCAGGUGCGAUUCCUCUCUUAUAAAUAUUUUCAACGGCAUCUGGAGAACUCAUCAACUUGCAGUUGCUCAUCAUUAUCUCGGUCAUCGAGCCUUCACAACUACUCUUUCCACAAACUCUCGACUUUCUGCCUCAUCCAUGUCUUUUGCCCCUCCUCCCGGACCGCCGCCUCCGCCUGUACCUCCAGGUUGGAAGGCCCAAUUCGACGACCGCUACAAAUCAUGGUUCUUCGUCAACCUCAAAACAGGCGUUUCCCAAUGGACCGUCCCAGAAGAAUCCGAACACCCCGCACCACUAGACAUCGGUGCGCCACCAUCAUACCACGACUCCGGCCCAGCGAACCCUGCCAUCGCCGCAGAAGCAGCUCGCGAAGAGAAAAAGAGCUCUCAUUUAGCUUCCAACAAUCCUUAUAGCACCGGUACUGGUGCUUCUGGUCACCAGAAUAUGGACGAUGAUGCGAAACUGGCUGCGCAAUUACAAGCUGAAGAAGAUGCGCGAGCGGCUGGAAACAGGGAUCGUGGAGAGAAUUCGGGGUAUUAUAAUAACGCCUCAUCGAAUAAUUUGUCGUCGGCUCCUAUUGCGCCUCAACCUACUCCCGGUGGGUAUGAUCAGCAGCAGUCGUCCGGCAAUCGUGGAUUCUUAGGAAGGUUGCUUGGCAAGUCGCCUAAUAAGCAAUACAAUGCUGUUCCUCCUCCUCAGGGACAGUACCCUCCUCAACAUGGUGGAUAUGGAGGUUAUGGUUCGCCACCACCACCACCUCCCCAGGGAUACGGUGGAUACCCACCACAAGGGGGAUACUACCCUCCACAACAAGGGUAUUAUCCGCCUCAACAAGGAUACUACCCCCAACAGGGCUACGCACAACCACCACCUAAGAAAUCUGGAGGAGGUCUAGGUACAGCCGGCGCUGCUGCUUUGGGUAUUGGUGGUGGUUUACUUGCUGGUGCUUUGAUCACGGAUGCUAUUCAGGAUCAUGAUCAGGCGGAAUAUCAGCAAGGAUACGACCAAGGUUAUGACAACGGAUAUGACAACGGUGGUGGUGAUGAUUUCGGUGGUGGUGAUGAUUUCGGUGGUGGUGACUUUUAG